Aphanomyces invadans is the source of this 1363-nucleotide messenger RNA. RefSeq lists its product as hypothetical. The transcript is spliced from 7 exons. The record is from RefSeq and is a predicted model, not a curated record. Bases 15 to 1286 code for a protein of 423 amino acids. NCBI's taxonomy places the organism in Eukaryota, Oomycota, Saprolegniomycetes, Saprolegniales, Verrucalvaceae.
GCGCGAUCGACAACAUGGACGUGGAAUUCGACUCCUUCGACAAUGACUCGUCGAUCGCAACCCUCCGAAUCAAGGCAUCUUCGCAAUACCAGCACAAUGAUGAAGUCUUCCUCGAGAGCUUGAUGACUGCGGUGAAAAUCGAAAUGGGUCUCCCUCCAGCGGCUGACGUGCAGCUCCAUGUCGAAGACAAACGAGUUCAUGCGACCCUUACCAAGAAGACUUCGACGCUCAAGGAUGAAGUUCCCAAUGUCGACCUUGUCGACGUAUACACGCAUAGGUUGAUUCCGUUGCAGGAUGCCCUGAUGAACAAACCAUUUGCCAUUCUCGCACUAUGGGAGAUUCCUUCGAAGUCAACCAUGUCCAAAGUCCAACAACAUGCAUUGAAGCUCUUGGAGUCAGCGAUGGACAACACGCAUGUGCUGGCACUUCAUAUCGGACCGUCCUCCGAUGCAGCGCUUCAAAUUAUUCUUGACGAGAAGUGGUACUUUCCGCAGCAAAUUUUGCACCACUACCAUCUCCCACGAGCAUCGCUGGAGGCGUUGAGGCAGGCACUUGCAUCUAACGACGAUCCAAACCAUCUCUACGCGCUCAUUGACAAGAAACGCCAAAUUCUUGGGGUGAGCAGUGACUUGUCCAACUUGGACGGAAGCCUUGAAUUGUCUCCACCCGCUGUGCUUUCAGCUCCGCCCUCAUUACCAGUUAUACACACAACUCACGACGACUGCCACCUAAAGGAGUAUCCGAACGUGGAGGUUGUUCACCUGGCCACGCGACGGACCAAACUCUUGUUUGACGUUCUCACGCCAGGCUCAAUAACAGUCAUCGAUUUCUGGUCCACGACGUGCGUUCGGUGCCCUGCUGCAAUUGUCAAACUCUUGGCACACCAUCAAGCCCAAACCGUCAAUGCCAAGAUUCAACAUGUUCUCAUCAAUACAGACAACGCCGACAAGGGAUGGAACCUCGUGCAAGAGCACGAGUGGGCUCCGUUCGGCCCAAUUGUCCAUUUGCAUGUGACGCUCCCAGUGAAAGAAUCACUAAAAGCAUUCAUGGCGAUGAAACAGAUGCCCCACCACGUCCUCCUCGACGCGAAUCACCACGUGCUCGUGAACGGCAAGUUUUUCAGUUACGAUCAAGUGGACGCGGCGCUUGCUUCGAUGCAGCCCAAGCUGGAUCUUGCUCCGUCCAAGUUUGCAAUAGACGAUGAGUUUCACGACGUUCCCAACCGACCACCACCACCAUUCGCCGCACCUCAGAUGCAUGCAUUCGUCCUCGACGACGACUUUUAACUUGCGUUGGGGGAGCGCGCAAUGGACAGCUAGUGUACAGACAUGUAACUUUAAGUGUACUUGACAACUUAGGCGGA